Nyctereutes procyonoides (raccoon dog) is the source of this 717-nucleotide messenger RNA. RefSeq names its product testis expressed protein 56-like. Gene Ontology annotation, molecular function: nucleic acid binding. Lineage: Eukaryota; Metazoa; Chordata; Mammalia; Carnivora; Canidae. Bases 1 to 717 code for a protein of 238 amino acids. The record is from RefSeq and is a predicted model, not a curated record. The transcript has 3 exons.
AUGCCCGGUGCGCCCUCCCCGCUGCCAAGGCGGGUCCCCCCGGGGCCAGCCGCCCGCCCCCCUUCCACGCUGGAACUUCCCCUCCUGGGCAAACCCGGGACCCCGAAGAGCUACGCGCAGCCUGAGGUUCUCCGUCACACCUUUGAGACCUUGUCCAGCCUCCACAGGCUGCUGCCCAGUCGGCUCGUGGACACCCUCCAUUCCUACAAGACCGAGGAGGACAAGCAAGACUGUCAGAAUCCUGAAUUCUCUGGCUUAGAAAGGCUCUUAGCAAGACAUCAACUUCCAAAAGAGAUUAAUGCGACCCCAAAGCCAAGUAGCAUACCCCUGUGGAGAAGAAAAUCCAUCAACAAUGCAAAUCGUGGGUGGAAGAAAUGCCAUUUAUGGAAAAAAAAAAUGGAGGAGCCUCCAAUGUCAACCAUAGUUGUCAGAUGGUUGAAAAAAAACAUGCAACCCACCGAAGACCUUCAGUCAGUAAUCCAGAGGCUGUCCGUGUUUGGGCCAAUUAAGUCAGUCACCCUCUGUGGACGGCAAAGUGCCAUCGUGGUGUUUGAAGACAUGAUUUCAGCCUGUAAUGCUGUGAACGCUUUUCAAAGCAGGGCCCCUGGCACAAUGUUUCAGUGUUCCUGGCAACAGCGAUUCAUGUCGAAAGAUGUAAGACUCCCUAUGACUGAAAUCCUAUGUAAAUUCUUAAAGCUCGUUGACAUAAUUUUUUAA